Messenger RNA from Pelmatolapia mariae (spotted tilapia), 7658 nucleotides. Its product is annotated as DENN domain-containing protein 4C-like. Gene Ontology annotation, molecular function: protein binding. The transcript is spliced from 34 exons. NCBI's taxonomy places the organism in Eukaryota, Metazoa, Chordata, Actinopteri, Cichliformes, Cichlidae. Gene Ontology annotation, cellular component: cytoplasmic vesicle; ESCRT I complex. Bases 292 to 6078 code for a protein of 1928 amino acids. Gene Ontology annotation, biological process: regulation of Rab protein signal transduction. The record is from RefSeq and is a predicted model, not a curated record.
AGGGGUUCAGAGGAAAGCUCUCCAACUCAACUAUCAGCACAGACACAAACAUGGCGCCUGCCUCCGCCGACAACUUCAGAUGAAAGUGUGGCGAAGAAGUAACUAGCAAAGUACAAAGGAGUAUUUCCGAGUGGCGUUUUCACCCUUCUUUUUAACUUGCCGUCCUGGUUUGACCAGUUUUUUGUUUUGCACAAAUAAGUCUGCGGGGUACUUCGAGGAGGUAAAACAAGCAAGUUGCCUACAUGUCAACAUUGUCUCUCGCUGCGGUGUAAACAGCUGGUGCAUCCAGCCAUGAUUGAGGACAAGGGUCACCGCGUGACCGACUACUUUGUGGUGGCCGGGCUGACCGACAAGUCCACGCCCCUGGAGCAGGACCUGUCAGAGACUAAAUCCACCGGGCCCAAAGCGCCCAUCACUGACUUGGCCGUCAUUAACAAGUCAGCAGGGGAAACGGUGCCUGAAGGCUUCACUUGUAUUGAGAGCACCUACAGCGGCCAGCCAGCCAACCUUAAUCAUGGCAGUCUCAAGAGCCCUGAGCUCUUCCUCUGCUACAAGAGAGGACGGGGUAAACCUCCGCUGAUUGACAUCGGGGUGCUCUAUGAAGGUAAGGAGCGUCUCAUCCAGGGGUGUGAGGUCAUCCAGGCAACACCAUACGGACGCUGCGCGAAUGUCAACAACAGCUCUGCAACCUCGCAGCGCAUCUUCAUCACCUUCCGCCGAGCACCACCCGUCCAGCCGCAGAAUUCGCUAGCCGUGACGGACAUUUGCGUCAUCGUCACCAGCAAAGGCGAGACGCCGCCGCACACCUUCUGCAAAGUGGACAAGAACCUCAACUGCGGCAUGUGGGGCUCCAGCGUGUUCCUGUGUUACAAGAAGUCGGUAUCUGCGUCAAAUUCCAUCAGUUACAAAGCCGGUCUAAUCUUUCGUUACCCAGAAGAGGACUAUGAGUCUUUCCCUCUGUCAGAGUCUGUACCUCUGUUCUGUUUGCCCAUGGGUGCCAACAUCGAGUGCUGGGCACCAAACACUCGUGACCCUCUGCCUGUCUUUUCUACAUUUGUCUUAACCAUCUCCUCUGGUGAAAAGGUGUAUGGAUCAGCCAUCCAGUUUUACGAGCCAUAUCCAGCAGAUCUGUUGAGCGAGAAGCAGAAGAUCCAGCUGGGCCUUCUCACCACGGUGGAGAAGAAGAUGAUCCCCAACCGGCCUGUGAACACCAAUAAAUGCAUCUGUCUGCUCUCCCGCUGGCCCUUCUUUGAGUCCUUCCGCAAGUUCCUGAUGUUCAUCUACAAGUUCUCCGUCUCAGGCCCGCACCCACUGCCUAUUGAAAAGCACAUCUCGCACUUCAUGCACAAUGUCUCAUUUCCUUCCCCCCAAAGACCCAGAAUCUUGGUCCAGCUCUCGGUACACGACACUUUGAUCCUCUCCCAGCCUGUGUGUACACCUUUACCGCUCAGCGGGGCAGACUAUGGCACUCUGCUGAUGAAUCUGGGCUCGGAGAACUGCGCCACACUGCUGCACUUUGUCCUGCUGGAGAGCAAGAUCCUGCUGCACUCGCUCCGACCCGCCGUGCUCACCGGAGUGGCCGAGGCCGUGGUGGCUAUGAUUUUCCCCUUCCAGUGGCAGUGUCCCUACAUCCCCCUGUGCCCGCUCUCUCUCGCAGGCGUCCUCAACGCGCCGUGUCCAUUUAUAGUGGGCGUAGACUCCCGCUACUUUGACCUUUAUGACCCCCCACCAGAUGUUGUUUGUGUGGAUCUGGACACCAACACUAUCUACCUGUCAGAUGAGAAGAAACACAGCAACUGGAAGAACCUCCCAAAGAAGCCAUGCAAGAGUCUCAUUAACUCACUAAGCAACUUGCACCACCAGCUGGCCACUGUUUCACUACGCCCAGUGAUGCCGGAUGGCUCGGCUGUCGACAUGACUCCCAUGGACGCGGACUUCACUUGGCACAAGAAAAGGACGGCCCUGGAGAUGGAAAUCCAAGAGGCCUUCCUUCGUUUCAUGGCCUCCAUCCUGAAGGGCUACCGCUCCUACCUCAAACCCAUCACCCAGGCACCCUCUGAAAAAACCACGGCUGCAGACUCCCUCUAUGACCUACAAGGGUUCCUCAAAAGCAGAGACCGUGCCCACCAGAAGUUCUACUCCCAGCUCACCAAGACCCAGAUAUUCAUCCGCUUCAUCGAGGAGUGCACCUUCGUCAGCGACAAGGACACAGGCCUGGCCUUUUUUGACGAUUGCGUCGAAAAGCUUUUUCCCUCUGAUAAAAUCACCGACAAGGGCACCAAGGUUGAAGGAGAGUCAUCUGAGGACACAAGACUGCUGGAACUGGAUGAGUCUCAAAAGAGUGAGCACACAGUCUUUGUAAUGCCUCCUGAGCCUCCAGUAGAUGAUGGACCGGAUCCUGCUCCUCAGUACACGUAUAAAGGGUUCCCCAAACUGCAGUUAAAUCUAUUUGACCGUCCAAGAGAGUUACGUCCAGCACUCAGCACCAGAGCAGCAGGGGCCAGUCUGUCCAGCAGCCCUGCACUACUAGCAAAGAGGACAAAGCAAGAGGUCAAGCUCGCAUACAAGAUGGCAAAGCGUUUCUACUCCAACCCGCCUCUGUGGGCCCGCUGUCUGUUCAGUCACUGCUACAGUCUGUGGUUCAUCUGCCUGCCAGCAGCUGUACGAAUGGCCAAGUCAAAGACCCGGGCAAUGCAGCAGGCGUACAACAUCCUGUUAAAGAUGAGGACCACUGAGGUGGAGAUACUGGAUGAGGUGUGUUACAGAGUGGUGAUGCAGCUCUGCGGCGUGUGGGGUCUGCCUGUGAUGGCUGUGCGAGUCCUGGUUGAGAUGAAGAAAGCUGGUGUCCAUCCCAACGCCAUCACAUAUGGAUACUACAAUAAGGCUGUCUUAGAGAGCCCGUGGCCCAGCCGGAACCAGAGCGGCCUGAUCAUGUGGACCAAGUUGCGUAACGUCCUUCGUGGAGUAACGCAGUUUAAAUACGGUUUAAACCGCACAUCUUCUGAGAAGGGAUCACUGCUGACUACCACAGCUGCUCCAGUAGCUGCCUCAGCAGUCACUGAUGCCGACUGUUUGAGUCAUGGAAGUGCAGACAGCUCGAGCGAGGUCAACGGUGAUUUAAACAGUGUAUUUGCCCCCAGCCAUGACAUGGAAGACGUAGCAGAUAACCACUGCAGCGCAGAGAGACAGUGUGAUCAAGGAUAUGGCUCUAAGGAUGAGCUGCACCAGGAGUUGGCCGAACCAUCGCACGCUGCCCUUCCGCCGGCUGAUGAGAGAAACGAUACCAAAGCACAGCAUAAUGGAGGGGACAUAGCUGGCUCAGUGGACAGUGCAGUAGCAGUGGGAGAGCCCCACAGUCCUGUCGAUGGGUUGCCGCAUGUCCACAGUAUUGUUAGGCUGUCCACGGGAAGCUUUGACGGAGAAACAGGUAAAGGGAAGCUGUUCAGGAGACACAGCAAGAAUGAUAACGUGUCACUUACCGAUGACGAUCCCUCGCUGCCAUCCCCGGCCGUAGCUCACCAGUCUCAGCAUCAGAGGCAGAAGUCCUUCUCUGAACGCAGCUGCAGCUGCAGCUUCAGCGCUGAAACUCGUGCUGGAAUGCUCUCUGAGGCAGGCAUGGACCACAUGGCCAGCCGAAUGGGCGCUGAUGCUCGUAUCCUAGCUGGAGUCCUCUCAGGAGGUCAAAGCCCACCCCCUAAUAUUGUGCCCAAACCACUUUUUAAAGACUUGGAGGAAGAGCCUGAGGAAAAUCAGGGGUUGAGGCUUAAAAAGCUUCCAGAAGAAGAGGACCCAGAAACCGCUGAAGAAAGAAAGACAGACGACAAAGAGGUGAAGGCUACCGAAGUAAAUAGGGAGAAACAAGUAAGAAAAAACACUGAAACUAAUGAGGAUGAUUCUGGAGUGCGAGGACCCAUUUUGGAGAGGGCCGAUGUGGAAGUCGGAGCUGACCCACUGUCACGUCUGGUGUCAGAGAGCGAAGAGUCGGCCUCUGUCAACAGUCAGGAACCGCCACGCUCCGUGCCUGCUGUGGUGUCCCGUAACCUGGCUGAGGAGAUCGAGUUGUACAUGAGCUUGAAAACCCCGCUGGGUACCAAAUCCUCCAGCAUGGAGCUCCAGCAGCCACAGGUAGACUCCACGGAUGCACCUCAGCCCAAACAGACUCUGGAGCGGAGGUCCAGCCUCCCGGUGCCUCCUGUGAAAACCCCAACUGGCUCACCGAGCAACACCCCCAAACGCAGCCCCAGCACUGUAACCCGCUCUAAGACUUUUGCAGUAAAGACAAAGACGCCUGCAAGCUCUACAGCGAGCCCGGGCCAGCGAUCGUCCUCACUGACCGCACUGGUCAAGUCCUCUCAGGGGGGGUCGCUGGGGUCGGUCUUUAACACCAUUUCAGGUAUCAAGAUGGACACGUUCUUAACAGGACCUAAAAUUGAUGUGCUUAAGUCGGGCAUGAAGCAGGCAGCAAACGUGGCCAGCAAAGUGUGGGGGGCAGUGGCAUCCGCUUACGCCGACUCAGACGAUGAGGAUGAAGCUCGGGCUGGUGGUGGCGGCUUCCCAGCUCGUCUGGAUGAAAAUAUGCUGGCUGCACAUGACUUGGAUGACAGUCCUGAGAGAAAACGGAUCCCAGGUUUGGUGGCUAAUGGUCUGAACCAGAGCUGCACCAGCCUGGGCGGCAGCAGCAGUGGCAGCAGUGACACGGGCCGAGGGACGACACAGACACAUCUGAUUCCAGGGCGCCCGGGCAGAGGUCCUGACUCUGAGCAAAGCUCCUCGCAUCACGCCUCCUCCUCAAGUAUUUUCCAGAACUGUGCACUGGAGGUGCUGAUGUCCAGUUGCUCCCAGUGUCGCUCCUGUGAAGCGCUGGUGUACGACGAGGAGAUCAUGGCAGGCUGGACGGCUGAUGAUUCCAACCUCAAUACCAACUGUCCUUUCUGUCAGACGGUCUUUCUUCCCUUAUUGCACAUCGAGUUUCACGACUUGCGCACGAUGACCGGGUUUUAUGUGAAUCCCAGUGCCUCAGGGGACAGCAUCCACAGCACAAACACUCACCCCACAGCUAGCAGCGCGGCUGACAUUAAGACACCAGACCUUAUCACUUUCGCUGAAGAUGAGCCGAGGGAGACCCCUGAAAAUACUCCAGGAGCACAGAAGAGUUUGAUUCCAGAGCCGGUACAGUCGGACCCCCUGGGUCUCCUGGAACACCAGGCAGCAUGUAAGCAGCAGAAAGGCACCGGGACAUCUUUGACACGUAGCAACAGUGUUGGAGGACCUCUGCAAAGCCUGGACUACUCUCAGAGACCUGGACAUGGCGUCUCCACCACCAGCCUUCCCUGCAGUUUGCAGGAAGUGCAAGACGGCAUGGGGACAAAGCGGCCAAAUCCCAAACCAGUGUCUGUGCCGUACCUCAGCCCCUUGGUACUGCGCAAGGAGCUGGAAACGUUGCUGGAGAAUGAGGGAGAUCAGGUAAUCUACACCCACAAGUUCCUCAGCCAGCACCCGAUCAUUUUCUGGAACCUGGUGUGGUAUUUCCGCCGCCUGGACCUGCCCUCUCACCUGCCCGGUCUCAUCCUCACUUCUGAACACUGCAACAACGGAGUGCAGCUGCCUCUGACGUCACUGCCACAGGACAGUAAGCAGGUGUACGUACAGCUCCUGUGGGACAACAUCAACCUGCACCAAGAACCCGGAGAACCACUUUACCUGCUCUGGAGGACCUUUUUGGAGAAGAGGGGAACUCUGGGGCCAACAGACCACCAGGAGAUCCGCACUCUCCUCAACACCAUUGUUCGCAACAUCCAGACCAACGACGUCUACGGGCCGAUCAACCUGCUGAUCCGAGAGAUCAAACGGCGUCCAGAAGGGUUCAAACGACAGAGGAGCGUCUAUAGAGAAAUACUGUUUCUGUCACUGGUGGCUUUGGGACGGGAGAACAUCGACGUAGAGGCCUUCGACAGAGAGUACCACAACGCAUACAACCAGCUGAGCGCGGAGCAGCUCAAGUCUCUGCACUGCAUCGAUCGCCCGCCUACUCCCAGCGUCCAGUGGUGCCUUAAAUGUUUUGGAGCACCUUUCAUCUGAACUGAUCCUCUCAGCAGCAGAGACACAAACUCUUACUGUUCCUGCUUCAACUUUGGGGAACAGGGAGACUUUCGGACAUCUCCAGCUCGACGAACAUGGUACUGCUUCCAACGUUUGCCUUGGAAGAUGACGUUGGCCGUUUCAUGUUUCUUUGCUUUGCUUUAAAGAGGUUUUCCAAGCAGCUGCCUAAAAGUGGAACUGUUGUUGUAAACUUCCUGGAAAGCUGUAAUGAAUCUCUUCAGACUAGUUGAGUUGCUUUUCCUUACAGAAGCUGUAUAAAGCGAUUGAUCACUGUACAGAAUAUCUGUGUGUGUGCAUGUCAGCAGCCUUGCUCGUAGCCUUUUGCCUCCUUAAAUCUGUCGUAGCUAUGCUCGUAUCAGCUCGGUGUGAGACAGUGUACAGACUCUGACUCUAACUUUGUGCACUUUCUGAAGAAGAGUAAGUAAAUCAAGUUCACCUGACUUUUUGUACAGUUUAAGGAAAUCUCAGUCGAGGUUGCAUUUUUGUCAACAACCCUGGUUGUUGUGAUCAGAGUCUUAAUGAAUGUUCACAUGUACAGGCUCACACUGGGGCUCUGUGUAGCUUUGUGUUGGAGCAACACAUUUAAAUGGGAGAGGACUGAGGCUUUGGACAAUCACUAAUUAUCAAUCACUAAAAUAGAUUCAUAACAUUCCAGAUGCCCUGUACUCAAAGCAGGUCUCACAGGAGUAUUGAUCUCUGUGAUAACACAUGUGACACCAGCUGUUUGGAAAGUAGAGAUCAUAAAAAACAAAGACAUCAAUCUGAAGCAUGAAGGUGCCACACCACUGAUUCCCACAGAUUAAAACAUCAGAGGAACACAGACAGCAGAGGUGUGCUGGCUUCAGUCGGCCUUUUUAAAGCUGCAUUUUUAACAGUAACAUACUGUGUUUGUUCAGCUAACAUGUCUUAUUCUGAUCAUAACUCAGAGCUGUGACUCUCAUUCUCUACUCUGUCACAGAGUGAACCACGACGUUUCAGACAGGAUCUCUUUUAUGUUUUACAUAAAAGUGCAGAGGGCUCUUGAUGAGUGCUGAAACUGUGUCAGGACAGAAGGCCGUUGAUAUUUGACAUUCCACUAAAAACAGUGAAACAGGCGGGAAAACAGCAAAGUGCUGCGAUGAAUUGUUGGGUAAAGAUGGACCUGUGUGUUGACUUGAGUGUGAGUGUGGCGCUGUACUUGUACAGAUGAGAAAAUGUGUUGUAAAAUAUUCCAUUUGCACUGCAUAGAUUAGAACCUGCUCUUAACCCACAUCAGAAUAUUAACAAUUUACACCAUUUUUCAUCCAGAAAAAAAAUCUCAAUUAUUUAUUUUUGUAUUGUUGACAUUUGGAUUGCAGCUGCUGUGCUAACUUAGUUUUUAUAACUAGCUGCCCCUGUUUUCCCUUUGAAUCCGUGUUAGGGGACUCCAGCCGGUGUUGACUUGGUAAACACCGUCUCCUCUUGGUGGAGGAUGUACAGAAAAGUUUUUUAAAGAUAGCAGGUGAAAUGUUCUCUUACCGUCCUGUGGAAAGAAAAUGAAUGUCUACACAUAAGUGCGCUGCAAUAAAUGAGUUUGUGAA